Molecule: messenger RNA, 2129 nt
Organism: Ictalurus furcatus (blue catfish)
Lineage: Eukaryota; Metazoa; Chordata; Actinopteri; Siluriformes; Ictaluridae
Gene: pdlim3b
Product: PDZ and LIM domain 3b
Exons: 8
Coding region: 152-1291 (379 amino acids)
Biological process (GO): actin cytoskeleton organization; muscle structure development; heart development
Cellular component (GO): Z disc; adherens junction; filamentous actin
Molecular function (GO): muscle alpha-actinin binding; actin binding
Source: RefSeq, a predicted model, not a curated record
GCACUGACUGCCAAUCAGUGUUGGUGUGUCUAGAUACAGAGGAACAGCUGAUUCUUGCAGUUGUGCAGCUGCUGCUCCUGCUCCCCUUUGCUCGGGUAAAGAGCGAAAGACGAGAAAAAAAAAAGAGGAACAAGCAGAACGAAGUAGAGACAUGCCGCAGAACGUGCUGCUGGACGGGCCUGCCCCAUGGGGAUUUCGACUGUGUGGUGGCAAAGAUUUCAACCAACCUCUAACCAUCACCAGGGUGACUCCUGGAAGCAAGGCCUCGCUGGUCAAUUUGUGCCCGGGAGACGUCAUCCUGGCUAUCGAAGGAGCCCCAACAGAUGGAAUGACUCACGCUGAGGCCCAGAACAAGAUAAAAGACUCUACUAAUCAGCUCUGCCUCAAAAUAGAAAGGCCUGAAACCAAACUCUGGUCCCCACAAGUCAUGGAGGAGGGAAAAGCACACCCAUUCAAAGUCAACCUGGAAGCAGAGCAACAAGAGUUUAAGCCAAUAGGCACAGGCCAUAACAGAAGAGCACAGCCGUUUGUGGCUGCUGCCAACCUGGAUGACAAAAGGCAGGUGGUGAGCUCUUCUUACAACAGUCCCAUAGGCCUCUACUCUGAGGGCAACAUCCAUGAUGCCCUGCAUGGACAAAUCCGUGGCCUGGUGCAUGACAGGCCCAAUGGAGAUAACACAUCUCAGAGGGUGACACCGAAUGUAUUUAAGGGGACUGCACCAGUUACUAAUCGGAGUCAGAUUGAAGCCCUGGCUCGGUCCACUCUGUAUAAUUCCCCCAUUAACUUGUACUCAGAUGCCAAUCUAUCAGAAGCUCUACAGCACACUCAGUUAUCUGCUGUAGCUGAUAAACCAGCAAUCAGUGGAAAAGCCCUGACAUCCAUUGAGGAUUCUGACGUGUACCGAAUGUUGCAGGAGGAUGAUGAAACUCCUCAUGAGCCUCGCCAGUCCGGCUCUUUCAAAGCCCUGCAGGACUACAUAGAGAGUGACGGUACAAAGCCUAUGGUAACCAGAAGUGUCAAAGCUCCAGUGACGAAGCCCCAAGCAGCCUCAGCCACGCUACAGAAACUGCCUCUUUGUGACAAAUGUGGCAAUGGCAUUGUGGGUACCGUGGUCAAAGCCCGGGACAAGUUCCGCCACCCUGCGUGUUUUGUGUGCUCCGACUGUGGCAUGAACCUGAAGCAGAAAGGAUACUUCUUUGUGGAGGGACAGCUGUAUUGCGAGACUCAUGCUCGGAUCCGAAUCAGACCUCCAGAGGGACAUGACCUGGUCACCGUGUACCCUAACGCUUAAAAGACAUUACAGCUCCAGUCUUCACUGCCUAUUGAUGCUGCAACCCAUUGAAACAUGUAGGAAUGUUUAUUAAUUGUUGAACCAAGGUCUGGCGUGUCUGCUCUAAGGGAAAUAUUUACAUUUUGUUGCUUGAUGGGCUCUCUUUAGCGUAAAAGAGAAUGCUUGCUUGACAGUUUCAGUACCUCAGUUAGGUACCAAAUGAGAAACAGCAAGCGAUCAAACAUAGUCUCAUUUUUGCAGUGCUGUUAUGCUAGAUUGACAAAACUGGUUCUUUCAGGUGUAACAUCUUGAUUGUUAUUCCUUUAAUGUAUGAAAAUUCUGAUGACUUUUUUUAAAACAACUAAUAUUUCUUAACAUUAACAUUAACACUUUAAUGUAAUUGUCAAUGUAAGAAAGAACAAAAACCCCACAAUGUCCUUAAAAAUAAUCUCCCACCUGAAAGAACUAAUAAUUCUUUCAGGUGGGGUGGAUAGUCAUCUAUUCUUGACUAUUACUGUUUUAUAAUAAAGCUAUUGGGAUUUGUUUUUACCACUUCCUAACAAUCAGUAUACAGAGCAUAGUUAAUUUCAAAUCUAUACUAACUGCCCUUUAAACAACUGGUGGUGGCCAGCCCUCACAUGGGAUAUUUAGCUACUAGGCCUGCUGCACUACAUAGCUCUGUCCACAGGGUGGCAGUAUUUCAGCUUUAAUAUGUUGUAAUUAAAAUCACCAAAACUUUUACAAAAUAGUUCCUUUGGGUGUUUUUAUUACAUGACUGAUGAAAGAGCAUGCACUAAACAACAAACUUUGGGAAGGCAGGGUAAUAUUAACACUGUGUCUUCUAAAUACAGCCUCAGCU